AUGGAAGUCGGCCAAAGCACAGCUUCCGCCAACGAGGGCGAUAUGGGUUUUCAUAACAAGAACACGGUUCUUACUCUAUUUUACUGCUGGGGGCCCUCGAAACCUCCGAUGCAGAUGUCGACGAACGAAGCCGUCGAGUGGAAUGCGCAUAUGCAGACUCCUGUGAUAUUUAACCACCACGAACCUCUGGUGGUAAACGAAUCGACGAUAACACGAGUCGACCUCAACGCAAUCGAGUCAACAAGGAACGCAGCGACGAAUGAAGAACGGGUUCUUAUUUUGACGCCGCUUCGUGAUGCCGCCCCUUUCCUUCCACAAUAUUUCGAUCUGCUCUCAGCGUUAACCUACCCUCAUCAUCUGAUAGACCUUGGCUUUCUGGUGGGCGAUUCAUCUGACGACACGCUCGCAGUACUUGCCUUGGAGCUGAAACGUAUUCAGAAGUCUGGUGACAGCUUGAUUAAGCCUUUCAACAGCGUAAUCAUAGUCGAAAAGGACUUUGGGGCCAGCACAUCUCAAACGGUUGAAGAGAGACACGGUUUCGCUGCCCAGGCUCCACGGCGCAAGAUUAUGGCCAGAGCGAGGAACUAUCUGCUUAGUGCAGCGUUAAAACCAGAACACUCAUGGGUGUACUGGAGGGACAGCGAUAUCAAAGACAGCCCGGCCAAAAUAAUCGAGGACUUCACAGCACACAAUCGUGAUAUUAUCGUUCCAAAUGUCUGGUUCCAUCGCUACAAGGACGGCAAAGAUAUCGAAGGCAGAUUCGAUUACAAUUCUUGGGUAGACUCGGACAAAGCGCGUAAAUUGGCUUCUACGCUUGAUAAAGAUACAAUUAUUGUGGAAGGUUACAAAGAAUUUGUAACCGGACGUACUUAUAUGGCUAAAAUGGGUGACUGGCGGCGCAAUAAGGAUGAAGAAUUGGAAUUAGAUGGUAUUGGGGGUGUAAAUAUAAUUGUAAAAGCUGAUGUACAUCGGUCGGGUAUUAACUUCCCCGCAUACGCAUUUGAAAAUCAAGCCGAGACCGAAGGUUUCGCGAAAAUGGCCAAGAGAGCAGGUUACGAGGUCAUUGGAUUACCAAACUAUGUUGUCUGGCACGUAGAUACGGAAGAGAAGCCGGGUAAUGCCUAG
Molecule: messenger RNA, 1125 nt
Organism: Glarea lozoyensis ATCC 20868
Lineage: Eukaryota; Fungi; Ascomycota; Leotiomycetes; Helotiales; Helotiaceae
Product: Nucleotide-diphospho-sugar transferase
Exons: 6
Coding region: 1-1125 (374 amino acids)
Biological process (GO): protein N-linked glycosylation; cell wall mannoprotein biosynthetic process
Cellular component (GO): mannan polymerase complex
Molecular function (GO): alpha-1,6-mannosyltransferase activity
Source: RefSeq, a predicted model, not a curated record